UCGCCUUCGAUCAGCACCAAAAGGUUUUUCUUUUUCUUUUUCCUUUUUUUUUUGUAUUUUCUUGAGGAAAUGGUUAUAGUGGCUUAGUCAAGUCACUUUAGAUGGGUUUAAGAUGCACAUUUCUUGCUCACAGGGUUAUGGUUCAAUCAUCAAGGGAUACAUCCUCGAUGGUGUUCUUUUGGGGCCGGCAAGACGAUUGUCAUCCCUUGGAAGGUACCUAAUGCCUUCGCAGAAACCCUUGACCUUCUCAAUGCAUUAAUACAGAUUGUUUAACGGUUAAGGUCUGAGGAAAGGCAACUCCUUUGGAUGUCAAUUUUCCCUAUUUUUCCACAUCUGGCGACCUCAUUUCAAUACGGUGGUCUAAAUACCUGUUUAUGACUAGUGGAGCUAUGAUUCGGCUGAAUAAUGUAUCCUACUUAGCAAUUUUAUCUUCCAUUUAAGUGCCAACGGGGGCCACAUUAACUCCCAAGCUACUUGUGAAUCUGAUGGCACUGAUCAUUUGGCUGCUGGCUUGUGUUACAGUAGAACUGACAAUCUUUUUCUAGUAGAUGUAAUGUGAUUUUGUUUUCAAUUGUAGCAUUUAGAGGCAAGGAAAGACUACAAGUUUUGAGGGAUUCCUUUUGGCAUUCAAGUAGAACUGACAAUCUUUAUCUAGUAGUUCUAUGUUGGAUUAACAAUGAGGAUUAUGGGGGAGUCAUAGUUCAUGAAGAUGCAAUGUGUACUGUUUAUACAAGAUUUAAUCAGCAAUUAUGAUAUUUGCAAGUUCUCUGCAUUUUUAUUUUGGUCUACUUAUACUUCUUCUCUGUCAGCUGCCUGAAGAACGGAAACUAGAUUUGCUAAAGAGCCUUGCAGAAUGUUCACCUCAUACAACACCACAGGAUUCAUGCCAGCUGCUUCCAUCUGUUGUUCGGCUGUUAAUGACUCCUAUUGCCAUGAAUAGUCUGCGCGGUUACAAGAUAGUGACUGGCCAACCAUCUGACAGGCUCGGGGAGGAUUUUUCAGACCAGUACAAGGACUUCACUGAGAGACAAGGCAACAAGGAUCUCCCUUCUUAACAGAGCUGAAGCAGAGACUGCUGCUUCCUUAGGGUGAGGCUGCACUGGCUGGGACUCGAUACAACGUGCCCCUAAUAAACUCCCUUGUGCUUUACGUAGGAAUGCAGGUAACUUCUUUUGCACCGUUCGUGGUUCUUUAUUUAUAUUAUCAUCUCCAGGUUUUCAAAAGAGGACAAAUUUCAAAACUCACUAUUUUAGACAUACCUAGUGCAAGAAGAUUGCUGUGAAGUUUUGUAAUUGAAAGUAAUGCUUCUGAAGUGAUGAAAUACCUGGUAUUGUUUUCCCAUAAGGCCAUGUUUGGAAACCAUGGAUUCCAUGCCUGACAAUGGAAACGGAAAGGGGUUUGCCUUUAAUAUGAUGACUUGUUUUGCUUGGAUGGCAAAGAAAGGAUGGUUUCCACCCAGUAAUAAUUACACUUUUCCAUCCUCAAGAAACUAGCAGAGUAUUUUGAGAGGAGUAUGAGAUUUCCACUUGCUAUCCAAACAAGAACUCAAAAUUGGAAUCCAUGUUUUAAUAGCUCUCUUGGAAAUCAUCAUUGGAUAAUUUAUUUAUUUUUCUUUUCCCCUGGAUUCCAUAUAUCCAAACAUGCCCUAAGUGGUAUUGGUUUUGGAAUUAAAAGAGAUGCUUCUGAACUGAUGAAUUACCCUCUAGUUUUUUUUUUUUUUCACCGAGAACCCCCUUCAAUGAUUUUUCUUUUAAAAAGUUUUUUGAAAUUGAUGAAUAAACUGCAAACAAAGAGAAACAAAGCCCAAAAAGAUCAGUAGAGAUGGGUGACCCAACAACACCCACACACACAUGCACACACACAAAUAAAAUAAGAAGCCCCAAAUCAAAAGGCCACUCCUCCCUAGAACACUAGGAAGGAAUUAUGGCAAAAAAAGAUCAACAGCGAUGGGUGAUCCUCUGGUCACCCUGCCAAGAUUAAAAGACGGCUUAGCCAACACCGGUGAUCUUCUGUCACCCUUCCAAGAUUGAAAGACUGAUAACAUUAAUUUCCAAGAAGUGUCCUCCCUACGUGUUGGCAUCAGAACGAAUCAAAUGUCAUUGUGAAAUAAUGCUAAUUGCAGCAGGAUGUAGCAUCUGUAGCCGGUUGUUAUUAUUAAAUAAGGCUAUGAUAGCGCCGGUCUUUAACCUCAUGCUUAUUUACAUAGUGGCAAUAGUCAAAGAUAUGAUUUUGUAAAAUUGUCAUGGAGCUGUUUCGUUGUACUGGAUUUCCACCUAGAAGAAAACAGAACAUCUUUUGACUCUUUGAGUUUCGGAGCACUGCGGGCU
Molecule: messenger RNA, 2327 nt
Organism: Magnolia sinica
Lineage: Eukaryota; Viridiplantae; Streptophyta; Magnoliopsida; Magnoliales; Magnoliaceae
Product: apoptosis inhibitor 5-like protein API5
Exons: 4
Coding region: 750-1055 (101 amino acids)
Biological process (GO): regulation of programmed cell death
Cellular component (GO): nucleus
Molecular function (GO): mRNA binding
Source: RefSeq, a predicted model, not a curated record